AUUGAACACUUCACCUUCCUUCUUUUUAAAUUCCUUUUUCUCUCUCUCUUUCCUAUUCCUCCACUAAAAUUGUUUCAUAUAAAUACACACAUCUACCAUCUUUGCACUUCUCAAGCCAAGCGAAAAAUAAAAAAAUAUAAAAUAUAAAAUUUCCUCUAAAUUUCUCCAUUCCGUUCGCAACAAUUCAAUAAGUUCUUCGAGCGAGAAAAACAUUAAACAUUCCAUUUUAAAAAACAAAAAUAAAAAAUGCGAACCGUAAGUACCUUCACAGCUGCUUCUCCAUCAAUUUCACCGUCGGCGAUCGUUCAGAGAUCGCCGUGGCAUUCACCGGCGCCGUAUCUCUUCGCCGGCGUAGCAGCCAUGCUAGUGUUGAUAACUUUUGCUCUAGUAAUCUUAGCUUGUUCUUACUGGAAACACUCCGGCUAUCCGAGAGAAAGCGGCGAUACAGAAUCCGGCGCCGGCGAGAAAUCGGCCGGUGAUGUUUUGAAGGCGUCGCCGGUUUUUGAGGAGAAAAUUGUAGUAAUAAUGGCUGGAGAUUUGAAUCCAACUUUUUUGGCUACGCCUAUAUCAAGCAGAGGUAAUUCUUUUGGUGCUGGUGAUAAAAUUGAGAAGAAAUUGGAAAAGGAAAGUGAAGAAUUAGGUGAUGAGAAGCCGAAAGAUGAAGCUCAUGAAGAAUCCCAAAACGGCCAUUGAUAAAGCCAAAAAAACAGAGCAUUUUCCUCCAUCUUUUUUUUUUGGGGGAAUUCUUCCAUUUUUGUUUAAUUUUUCAAUUUUGAUUUCCGGGAAAUUGUACUAAAUUUUGGUUGAGAUAACAAAGAGUUUAAAAAAAAUUCCAUUUUCGAGUAAAUCAUGCUUAUCAUGCGAUUUAUAAAUGGCAAAUGUGAUAUAUGAGUCGUGUUUUCAAAUGCGAUUUAUAGGUCGAG
Molecule: messenger RNA, 923 nt
Organism: Solanum dulcamara
Lineage: Eukaryota; Viridiplantae; Streptophyta; Magnoliopsida; Solanales; Solanaceae
Product: protein GLUTAMINE DUMPER 2-like
Exons: 1
Coding region: 247-693 (148 amino acids)
Biological process (GO): regulation of amino acid export
Source: RefSeq, a predicted model, not a curated record